GGAAGCACGUGUCCGUAUCAGCGGAAGCCGUUAACUUUGUCCUCACUUCUUCAUCUCCAACGUUUUUAAUCGGAUACCGAUUUCAUUCAUUUACAGACUUCUUUCUUUCUUUCUUUCUCUCCGUAAUUCCCUGGACCCAUCAUAUAUAUAUACACACACACACACGCACAUAUAUAUGUAUGUAAAAACACAUAGAUGAGUGAGAGAAGACCAGGAGGAACACGUAGAAAUUGUUGGUGAUCGGUGUUGUCGACAGUAAAUUAGUUCAUCGAAGAAAAUUGGAUAAAUUUAAUAAAACUUUACUGUAACAUCAAGCCCUUUCUCCAUUUCUUCUGAGACUGACGAAAACAAUUGAGAAGUUGGGUAUUUUCACUUCGACAGAGGCCAAGUAAAUCCCACAUAUAUACUUUUCAGUAUUUUUAAUUCUUAUGGGUGUUGAUGAUCAUUAUACCAUGACAGAAAGAACCAAACGUUCUAUUAAACCGAAGCAAUUUCAUGGAGAGGUGUUGAAUUAUUCCGUCAACAUACGACGCAAUAUGGAAUCGGAAAAUAGUAAACGGGUGGUGAAAAGAAAACACUUUUUUGACGAGCUUUACCAAGGUUUUAGUCCAACAGCUGCAGCUAAAUCUUCACCUUUGUUCUCUUCGUCACAGCAGAAAAGGCAUAAGGGGAACAGCUGUUCGGAUUAUCGAUCGUCGAAGAUGAAGAACGAGGAUGACAAACCAGGUGAUAUCGACAACAACAGCAGCAGCAGCAAGAAAUCAGAAACGUCCGAGACCACAGAAAACUCCAACAUCAGGAACGACAGAAAAUCGAACCCCCAAAAUCGAAUCUAUGAAAGGCUGCAGAAUUUACAGCUGCAGAAAUCUCCGGCCGUUCCUGACAUGGACCCGGCCUUCUUCCUUCGUUGCCAUUCCGAUAGCAAUCGACCCGAUGACGAUGGCAACAAGGUUUGGAUGUGUCGAUUCGAACCUCGUUUGAAGGAUCCGGCUCGCUCCGGUCGGAGCGGCCAAUUGAUCGCCUCGUGCGGCGGCAAAAUCAUCUGUCUCGUGGACUCUGGCUCCGGCCGAGUGAUGAUGCGAUACAAGGACAGUGACAAACAGGAGAAUUUCUAUGCCAUGGCAUGGACAACCUUGGAGAUCGCCGGCGACAAAAACAGGCCUCCACAACUCACCAAUAUACUCGCUGUAGCUGGAGAAGGACGACGGAUCAAACUACUGCAUCCAUCUCAGCUGGUUAUUUAUGCUAAUAUCACAGGCCAUAAGAAGUGCAUCACCUGUCUACUCUUUCAUCCGUCACGAGCAACAUGGCUGUUCAGUGGUUCUGAUGACUGUCGAAUCAUUUUGUGGGACAUUGGUGUUCCCAGUUUUCCGGAUUACUUCACCAAACAUGUCCAGUUAAUAGUCCUAGAAAGUCCAGCGAAUGUCGUCAACAUGGUGUAUAGUGAAGCCACAAGCUGGUUGUUGGCUGGAACUGAAAACGGUUGUUUCGGUUGGAAGUUUAAAGAUUCCAGAGCAAAUGUUUGUGUAACAAAUUCCAGUGAUGAGUGCAUUGAUGGCUUGGUUUUGGUGGACGACAACAUGGUGGCCUGUAAGUGUGUUGAAGAAAAAUAUAUAUACCUGUGGAAGCUGACUAAGCAUGCACCCUCUGCUACGGCACUCAACUCCACCUCAAAGACUCGUAGAAUUGCUGUCGAUCCGUUUACCUGCCUCAGGUACCACGUCAUGGAUGAGCCAUACGUCUACAUGUCUGGAGGGAAGGAGCGUCUGGUCGUAGGUGAUGCAGAGGGUAGAGUUUUCAUUUACAACCUGAAGAACAUUGGAGGAAAGAAGGGACAUAACUCAAACUUGACAAUUUCGAAGGGAGGUAAUUUGCUUCAUUUGCCAUCACGAGUGCUCGACUGGCCAAUCGUUGAGUACAAUAGUGAUGGCAGUGGUGGAAAAAAGACAGAAGAAGAUGCAGCAAUGGUUAAUGAUGGUGGUUGCAGGAAGGAUGAAGAAGAAGAAGAAGAGGAACGACCCAUCAUUAACAGCGUUGUUAUGGACGACAAGGGGGAGGUUUUGGCUGCGACAGCUGAUUGUAAUCUUGUCUGUAUCUGGAAGGUGCGUACAGAUUGAGAGAAGGAUUGUGAUGUGUGUGAGUGUAAUUGUAUAUACAGGUGUGUGUUUAUGAGGGAGUUCACACACACACACACACAUAUAUAUAUCAUCAUCAUCAUCAUCAUCAUCAUCGUUUAACGUCCACUUUCCAUGCUAGCACGGGUUGGACGAUUUGACCGAGGACUGGUGAAACCAGAUGGCUACACCAGGCUCCAAUCUGAUUUGGCAGAGUUUCAACAGCUGGAUGCCCUUCCUAACGCCAACCACUCAGAGAGUAAGAAAUAAUAAUUUCUUAAAGUAUGUGUUAAUCCCCAUGUGGGUACAUGGA
Molecule: messenger RNA, 2427 nt
Organism: Octopus bimaculoides (California two-spot octopus)
Lineage: Eukaryota; Metazoa; Mollusca; Cephalopoda; Octopoda; Octopodidae
Product: leucine-rich repeat and WD repeat-containing protein 1
Biological process (GO): chromatin organization; establishment of protein localization to chromatin
Cellular component (GO): nuclear origin of replication recognition complex
Molecular function (GO): chromatin binding; protein binding
Source: RefSeq, a predicted model, not a curated record